This is a messenger RNA of Pipistrellus nathusii (Nathusius's pipistrelle), 312 nucleotides long. The record is from the annotation of a GenBank genome assembly. Lineage: Eukaryota; Metazoa; Chordata; Mammalia; Chiroptera; Vespertilionidae.
AUGGCUGCAUUUUGGCUCUUAGAUCUCUUAUAUUAUCUGUUUCACACUUUCACAUCUCCACACCCCACCCUGCUAUCCAUCUUUUCAAACGGAUUUCUUGUUCUUCAGAACUCAAAUUGUUUUAUUAUUAUUAUUUUAAUCUGUCUGCCUAUUUCUGCAGACAACCCUGAAGCAUUUGCAGAGAAAUGCAGUUCAACUCUGAGAGUGGAGUCCCUUACACACACACACACACACACACACACACACACACUCACUCUUUGCCCCUCCCACGGUUCAGAUAAAAAAGCUGGAAAACACAACAGUAAAAGUUAG